Molecule: messenger RNA, 1200 nt
Organism: Acaromyces ingoldii
Lineage: Eukaryota; Fungi; Basidiomycota; Exobasidiomycetes; Exobasidiales; Cryptobasidiaceae
Product: acyl-CoA N-acyltransferase
Exons: 3
Coding region: 1-702 (233 amino acids)
Biological process (GO): mitotic sister chromatid cohesion
Cellular component (GO): NatA complex
Molecular function (GO): acyltransferase activity, transferring groups other than amino-acyl groups
Source: RefSeq, a predicted model, not a curated record
AUGGCAAUGACCGACACCAGACCGGGAGUGCCAGUGCCAGUGCCAGCGCCAGCACCACCACGGACCUACGCACCGCGAACGGCCGUCCCGAUCCGCGCGGGCAUGCCGCGCCGCAUCGAUAUUGCUGACGUGACGCCCAACAAUGUCGGCCAGCUGCGAAAGCUCAACAGCGUCCUCUUUCCUGUCCGGUUCAGCGAACGGUGGUACAAGGACGUGCUCGAGGCACAGGUGGCCGACGUGUCCAAGUUUGCGCUCUUCAAUGAUAUCCCCGUCGGCAAUGUCUGCUGCAGAUUCGAGAGACUCGAAAACAAGGACGAAGCGAAGCUCUACAUCAUGACGCUCGGCUGUCUUGCGCCAUAUCGGCGAAUUGGCAUCGCUAGCAAGCUCCUCGAGCACGUCCUCGAGCACGGCGGACCCGGCAAGACCGUGACAUUCCACGACAACAGCGACAAGGCCAAGGGCGACGAGAAGGCAGCGCAAGGCGCAUCAGCGAAGAAGGGCCAAGCAAAGAAAGACGAGGACAAGAAGAAAAAGGGCGAAGAGAGAAGAAUCGUUGCCGUCUACCUCCAUGUUCAGACGGACAACGACGAGGCAAAGCUAUUUUACGAGAAGCACGGCUUCAAGGAGGUCGAGCGACUCGACGAAUACUACCACCGAGGCAUCGAGCCGCGGAGCGCGUGGGUGCUGGAAAAGAGGCAGUGAUGAUGCCGCCCGAUCCAGCCACUGUUUUAUGAGCAAUGACAAAAGACUGCUUGUUCAUUGCAUGCACUGUGCGCACACAACAGUAGGAGGGGAGAAUUUGACGCGUCAUUUGUGGCUUUUCUGCCUUCCUCCUGCCCAUCUACCACAAAUCCCAAGCAUGAACACCUCCUAUGACGGAAUGAUGAGCCAAACUCACCUUCUUCGUCUUGAAUUGAGCCGCUCUCGGCCGUCUUCUCCACUCCGACGAGCAGGGAAAAGGCAGAUACGGAAAACUUCCUCAUUGACAGUCCUCCGUUCAUCACAAGAUAGGUGAUCUCUCACCUGCCGUACAAAAAAGGAAACGAAUUUUCAGGGUGCGCGAUCCUUCCUCGCCCGUGCGCGAUUAGCAGGGGAGGGGGUCCCUAUGUUAACAUUUGCGUUGAUGAGAUCGCUGAGCGAGAAGCCGCCUUUCAAAUCGCCUUGAUCCUUCCUUUCUGAUUCACACGAACAUUGCCGGCU